Verruconis gallopava is the source of this 2015-nucleotide messenger RNA. RefSeq names its product orotidine 5'-phosphate decarboxylase. Gene Ontology annotation, molecular function: orotidine-5'-phosphate decarboxylase activity. The transcript is spliced from 2 exons. NCBI's taxonomy places the organism in Eukaryota, Fungi, Ascomycota, Dothideomycetes, Venturiales, Sympoventuriaceae. Gene Ontology annotation, biological process: 'de novo' UMP biosynthetic process; 'de novo' pyrimidine nucleobase biosynthetic process. The coding region runs from base 286 to 1407 and encodes 373 amino acids. The record is from RefSeq and is a predicted model, not a curated record. Gene Ontology annotation, cellular component: cytosol.
GCAUGUUUGAACAGCUUUUCUUAGUUCUAACGAAAAAUUUAUAUCAAAAGGAGAUUGGAGAAAAAAGCGAGCAGGCGUGGAAAGGGACCUAGAACGGUCAGCCGCCAAGGCGUCGUACGAUAAUCCAGACAGCGUCUGUUCACCUGCCUCUCUUCCAGAGCUUUUUUGUUUUUUUGUGUUUCGCCUAACUUCUGCUUUCUCUUCUCGAACUCAGAACCCUUUUUGGUCAGCUCGUAUUCCUCUUCCUGAACGCUUUCGCUUUGCGAAGUUCGACGUGGUAGCUCGAUGGCGCAAAGACAUCAUCCUACCUGGAGCACGUCCUUCAGGGACCGAGCUUCUCUGCCUGGCACUUCGCCGCUUGCCGCGUAUCUUCUGCACCUAAUUACGAUCAAGAAGUCUAAUCUGUGUGUCUCCGCCGAUGUAUCUACCACAUCUGAGCUCCUCGCGCUUGCAGAGGAAGUGGGCGACUCAAUAUGUCUACUCAAGACCCACGCCGACAUUAUCAACGACUUUAGCGAUCGGACUGUGAGAGGGCUACGAGACAUUGCAAAGAGAAAACGAUUUCUAGUCUUUGAGGACAGAAAGUUGGGAGACAUUGGCAGCACCGUGCAGAAACAAUACACAUCCGGGCCUUUAUCGAUAGCAAAGUGGGCUGAGAUUGUCAACGCUCACAUCUUCCCGGGCCCUGCUAUCGUCUCCGCUCUCAAAGCUGCUGCGUCCUCAGCAAUAGCCGACUACAAUACAAAAGUGCACACAGAGGUCACUGCUGGAUCGCCAUGCUCUUCUACGAACCAUGAAGAUGAAGAGAUGCAUGAUGACAGCGUAAAAGCUGGAGAAGGCUCGUUGUGUACUGAGAGCAGCGAGGGCGCAAGAGACUUGAGGAAAGCCAGCGUCGUCAGUGUCAGCACGACGAUCACAAGCAAGACGGAGCCUAUCAGCCCACAGCCUACGCCUUAUAUUGAAAUGGGUGAUACGCAAGGUGCGCCUGUCGACGUUUUCGCGGGGCUGGGCACGCCUCCGUAUUUGCGGGCCUUGCUCCUCCUGGCCGAGAUGAGCUCGGAGGGCAACCUCCUCACUGGCCCAUACACAGAGAUGUGCGUUGCGACCGCACGGCAGCAUCGCGAUUUUGUAAUGGGCUUCAUAGCCCAGCGGUCGCUCAACUCGGAGCCUGAUGACAACUUCAUCACGAUGACUCCUGGAGUAUCGCUUCCUCCCCCAGGACAGCCAGCUGUGACGGGCGAUGGACUGGGCCAGCAGUACAACAGUCCGGAGUACGUCAUUCUUGAGAAAGGAUGCGACGUGAUCAUUGUUGGAAGAGGCAUCAUUAAGAGUGAGAACAGGCAUCGGGAAGCAGAGAGAUAUAGGGAAGCCGCUUGGGACGCCUAUCAGAAACGGAUUGCCUCCUAGGGACUAGGAUUGAAGUUGAAUACCGGAAGCGAGGAAACUCAAAAGCUUGGAUUCUCAAGGUAACAGCGCAAAAAGUGCGGCGAACGAUCUUCAAAACAUGAUGAAUUCUCUGGUCAACUCUCUAAAAGGUUCUCGAUGGCGUCGGUACUCGAUGCUCUGAUGCUCCGAUGCUCUGUGCGGCGUAACUGUAUGUUGCAAUUUCCCUUUUCCGGAUAAAAGAUUAGCAGGGAAAUAUGCACCGAUGAGCUUUUCUUUCUUCCUUAACUUCGAGUUGGCCCUUUGCUCUCUUUUUAAAGCGUGAUUUACAAAAUUGAGACGCUUAAACUUACAAUGCUCGCUCGUUUGUGCUGGACAUGCUGAUUAGCGAUACGCUCGCCUAAAAUUUUGGCCGGAACAAAUUCAGGAUCAUCUGCGCAUACAUAUCUUGUGCGCAGGCGCUCUUGAACGAGACGCCUAGGUGGAUGCUUUUCUCUCGUGUUAUGCACCUAAUUCUGGGCCAUUUACCAACUCAAAUCACAUCGAGUAUGCUCUCUCUCUCUCUCUACGUCUCUUUUACGUGGUCAUUUACAUUUGACUUCUCUCUAUUUCUUGCAGUCCCUUUUGCUCGC